AUGGUUUCUGAGGUGCCUAUUGUCCCCAGUCAUGUGCAUUCUAUUAACGAUUCUGUGUCAGCAGAAGAAGCUGCAGACGAUUAUGAAUUUGUCAUUCGACAGUUAGUGAAGACCCGUAUUGUAAGUGUGUCAGAGAUUAGUGACUGUCCAAAGUUUGAUCUCAUUCUGCUCGGAUUGGGUCCAGACGGCCAUGUUGCCUCUUUGUUUCCCAACCACUCAGCAAUCAAUGAAAGGGAAGAAUGGGUAACUUUCAUUACUGACUCCCCUAAACCUCCACCUGAGAGAAUCACAUUCACCUUGCCUGUUAUCAAUUCUGCAUCUAAUGUUGCAGUGGUUGCCACAAGUGACAGCAAAGCGGAAGCCGUACACUUGGCAAUAGAUGAUGUUGGACCCGAAUGCCCGUUAAUACCAGCAAGAAUGGUCCAACCAGCUAUGGGGAAGUUGGUGUGGUUUUUGGAUAAACUGGCUGCCUCAAAACUUGAAGAAUCCAAUUUGAAUAAGUAG
Molecule: messenger RNA, 504 nt
Organism: Sphenostylis stenocarpa
Lineage: Eukaryota; Viridiplantae; Streptophyta; Magnoliopsida; Fabales; Fabaceae
Source: the annotation of a GenBank genome assembly